Messenger RNA from Serinus canaria (Common canary), 1744 nucleotides. It is a transcript of the gene MAP6, whose product is annotated as microtubule associated protein 6. The coding region runs from base 48 to 1187 and encodes 379 amino acids. The record is from RefSeq and is a predicted model, not a curated record. NCBI's taxonomy places the organism in Eukaryota, Metazoa, Chordata, Aves, Passeriformes, Fringillidae. Gene Ontology annotation, biological process: dendrite morphogenesis; regulation of microtubule cytoskeleton organization; positive regulation of axonogenesis. The transcript has 3 exons. Gene Ontology annotation, molecular function: microtubule binding; calmodulin binding. Gene Ontology annotation, cellular component: cis-Golgi network; microtubule; Golgi-associated vesicle.
GUGCGGGGCUCGGAGCGCGGAGCGGUCGCUCCCGGCGCGGGGCCGCCAUGGCGUGGCCCUGCAUCACCCGUGCCUGCUGCAUCGCCCGUUUCUGGAACCAGCUGGACAAGGCGGACAUCGCCGUCCCGCUCGUUUUCACCAAAUACUCGGAGGCCACCGAGCAUCCCGCCGCCCCCGCGCCCCCGCCGCGCCCCGCGGCGCCCAUCGAGACCCAGCCGGGCGGCGAGGCGGCUGCGGGGGCCGGGGGAGGUGAGCCGGCUCCCGGUCCCGCCCGGCCCGGCCCGGCCCCGCACGCCUCUCCCCCGGCCGACUCGGUGAUGCGGCACGACUACAAACCUUGGAAGGUGCAGCGGCCGGAGCCGAGCUGCAAGCCCAAGAGCGAGUACCAGCCCUCGGACACUCCCUUCGAGAAGGAGACGCAGUACCAGAAGGAUUUCCGUGCCUGGCCCAUCCCCAAGCGGGGCGACCAUCCCUGGAUCCCCAAACCGGGACCUUCCCCCGUCCUGGCCCUGGACCGCGCUCCCCCAGAGAAACCGGCUCAGGAGAAGCGGCGGAAGGUGCACCUCGCUCCCGAGAAAAAGGAGGAACACCCCGAGGUGGAGGAUGAGCAUCCCAAAACAGUGCGGCCCGGGGAUGGGAGAGACAAGGGUCGGAAGAAGGCGGAGGAGGCGGGCGGGCAGCCGGCGGAGCCGAGCAGAGGCCGGGCGGCUGCCGAUGCUGUCAACAGGCAGAUCAAAGAGGAGGUGGCGGCGGGGGUCAGCUCUUCGUACAGAAAUGAGUUCAGACCCUGGAUAGAUGUCAAGCCGGUGAAAGCGAUAAAAGCAAAGCCCCAGUACAAGCCACCAGAGGAGAAAAUGACCCAUGAAACCAGUUACAGUGCUCAGUUCAAGGGGGAAACCAGUAAGCCUUCUCCAGCUGAUAACAAAUACCUGGAACGCAGAAGGAUACGCACUCUCUACUGUGAGCCCUACAAAGAACCUCCAAAGGUGGAAAAGCCUAGCAUAAAGCCUUCCAAACCAAAAAAGACCACAACAAGCCAUAAACCCUUGAAAAAGGCCAAAGACAAGCAGAUUGCAUCUGGCCGGGCUGCCAAGAAAAAGAGCGCCGAGACCUCCAAUACUGCAAAGCCAGAAGAUAAGGAGAAAAGUAAAGAGAUGAACAAUAAACUGGCUGAGGCAAAAGAGUAAAUGUCACUGCACUUUCUUUCUCAUUUUUUUCCUUUUCUUUCUUUCUUCCUUCCUUUUUUAUUUUUCCCCCCCUUUGAUUAAAUAAAGGCCACAAAAUUAAUUAGAGGCUUCUAAUCUGCUUUUUGUUCUGAUUGUAUUAGAAGCUUUUCUGUUUUAUUUCCAAGGAGGAUUAGGAAAUCCUUGUUUCUGAGGUCAGGUUGUUCUGCUUUGCCUGCACAACACGGCUCUGCACAGAGUGAGGGAUGUGAGAAUGUGUAAGCAGGGUCCUAAGAGAUGAAGGUGAUGGAUCAACAGUGAUUACAUCCAACAGCUUGUCCCUUUCCUUGGGCUUGGUUCUUCGGUGCUUUGACAGCGUGGAAGUGCCCAUUGAGCCAAGGAAGGGCUGUGCUCUCAUCCCAUGAGGCCUUUUUGGGUUGGCCAUUGUUGUCAUCUCCCAUUGGUGUCAAUAGGUAAAGGGUUUGGAGGCAGAGAGGAUCAGGUUCGUUCAUGGUGCCGUGGAUAUGCUGUAAAUACACCAAAAUCAAUGGUGUGGCCAAGAAUGAUUUCCCCUUUUGACA